AUGGAGUCGCUUCCUCGCGAGUUGAUCGAUGCCAUCCUCCAGCAAUGCGUCGCCUUGGGGCCGCGGAAUAACGUUUUGGACCUUCGACUCGUUUGCAGGGCCUUCGAUCGCUUUCUCAAACCCUACGCGUGCCGGACCGUAGCUCUUGAGUUCAGCCGUCUAAGCAAGAACAGCCGCCGCCGGCAACCUGAUGUCGACUCCCUCCAGACGAUUGGGUACCAUUGCAAGUCCAUGUACAUUGACUUGAUGGUUCUUCGUGAUGAACUGGAAGUCGAGUUUCUGUCCACCAUAUUCGACCGAAUACCUUCCAUGAAGCACUUCGUCCAAACUUUACAGCGCGAAUACUGUAUGUCUCCGGCCUCCUUCACGACGCUGGAAUAUCGACAUAUGCUCGAAACGAUACUAUUCAACUGCCAAUUCGUCUCUUCUCUUCGCCUCAACCUGCCUUUCCAGCUCGUGGGCCACCGCUGUAAUGCCGCAACAAUGAUCCUCGCGAAUACCUUUUCCGCCUUCUCCCGCCGCCCGGAAGAUUCCCUAUCUCUCAAGACACUCGUUCUCGAAAACGUCUCGGACCAGGCCAUUGUGGAUCUUUGGACCAACCCCUCUGACGUCCUCGCCAUCAUGCGCGCCAUCCGUCAACUCGAACACAUGGUGCUCUCCUUUCGCCGCCACGAAGUCGAUCCACCCCGCGUGUCCUUCUACGGCACGUGUCUGUGGGAUCUCAUACACAAUGCGGAUGUCCUGAAAACACUGUGUCUGUCUGGUACAGACGACGACCGUCCACCGCGAGGCCUGAAGCAAACAAAGGCGUGGAACAUGACACUGGAUGAGUGGCGGGCCCGCGCGCUUCCUCCUCCACCAGUUACGCUGACCUUCCUCACGGCUCUUGAGCUGAAGCGCGUUGAGAUCACACCGUUUUUUCUGCGCUGUGCUGCUCGUAAUUUUGGCGUGACCUUGCGCGAGCUGUACCUAAACGAGGUCUAUCUCAAGGCCGAGCAAGGGCAAAACCUCAAUGAAGACUCGAAGCAGAUUCUUUGGAUCGGCCUACCGAAUCAGCGUCCUGGCCUUCAUGACGACUGGAUGGCUAUGAUUGUCCGCGAAUCGUGUCCGAAACUCGAGAUAUGCCGAGCCUCCUUCCUGGGCUAUGACCUCUACACUCGCGACGACUUGCCGCCUUCGCCCGCCCCAUCGUCUCCAGACUUCGAUUUCAUUGAUCCCUGCGGACUGGGCCGCUCGAUCGCGCAACGCUUUGUCGAGGUCACCCUUGGCUAUCACCAACCUCCACAGUCGGACGGCAGCCCCGUAUGUUAUCUCCCAGUCCUGGAAUCCAACGAUUACCUCCUCACCCAGAUGCGGCCGCGCACCCGUGCGUUGCGGGUCACCGAGUACGAUGUAAAUGCAUAUCAAACAGCCGUACGGAACGGCACCAGCAGUUGGCAGCGCAGCAUUGAUGGCGUAUUUCCGAAUUGUAAUAGUGGCACGCUCGAGGAACUUCACUACAUCGCCGAGACCGCGUGUCAGGGUAUGAAUGAGAUCCAGCGGCAGCGUAACGAGCAUAUGGGCCAAGAGGACGGGGGCGAUGGUGGUGGUGAGGCCGGUAAUGGUGCCAACGGGGGCGGCGGGAACCUGGCAGAAAACCUUCUCAAUUUGAACUUUGCAGAGGAGUGA
This is a messenger RNA of Colletotrichum navitas, 1668 nucleotides long. RefSeq lists its product as uncharacterized. Lineage: Eukaryota; Fungi; Ascomycota; Sordariomycetes; Glomerellales; Glomerellaceae. The record is from RefSeq and is a predicted model, not a curated record. The transcript is spliced from 2 exons. The coding region runs from base 1 to 1668 and encodes 555 amino acids.